GCCGUGUUUUCCGGGCCGGGACAAAGGCUCUGUCCCUCGGGACUUCCUGCCCGGCUCCCCCGCCUCCCUCUGCGCUUCAGAGGACGUGGUUCCCGGGGCGGCGGGCGGCGGGCGGCGGGGCGCUUUCUCCGCCUGUGUUCCUCCUCUUACCGGUGUCAGAACGCGUCGUGCUUUACUCGGCGUCUCCCGCCCGCUGUCCCUCAUUCGUUAUUCGUCGUGUUUUUCCUGAGCCCGUGUCCACACCCGUGUCCGUGGCCGCGUGCGCCCUGGGUCUCCAGAUAACCCAUUGGAAAUGCACGUGAGAGCCCCAGCCGCGACUUCCGCUCCGGAAACUCGGUGUGCGGGUCCGCGGUCUGCGUGUUGGCGGCCCUUCCAAGUGAUUGUACUGCGGGCGUGUCCCAGGUCUUGGUGGUCAGAGCUCAACUUGCCGGCGUGACGUUACAUUUCCGGAGGAAGGACACCGGUCGUUGUUCUGUUGAGGCCCAGUGCCCGGCUGGCAGUUGUGCUUCACCGAGGCGGGGGCCCGACGUUCGGAUCACCCACUUCUCUGUCUUGUUGUUUGACAUACUUCUCUCCAGAUCCAGAGGCUCCCCAGCUUUUCUGGGAGUCCAGUUUCCACCUUUGUUGCAGAUUCCACUGUUUACAGUAGGAAACAGCUUAUUAGUCCAUCUGUAACAGAUGAUAGGCACUUUAAUUUUUUUUAAACUGUAAAAUAAAAGUCUCCUACCUCUGGGGUUGAUGCUAGUUUGGGACUUUUCAAAUUUCCUGUUCAUGCCUGACACCAGUGGACCCCGCAUGUGGUGCAGAACCAGGCUGCAAAGCAGGGGCCGGUAUUCCCCUCACCCUGAGAGAAGGAGCUUGCGGUUCCAUCCUGGGAGGCAUUAUCCUCACUCCUUGGGAGGUCCUUGUGGUUUACUUUUUCCUCUUGUUCUGUGACAUUGCUAAAAUUGCCUCUAAGUUUCACAGUCGUUUCUUCAGAAAUGCGGAUGAGUGUGGUAAACUCGAGUGUGUGCUCCAUUUCGGGGGUGCUGCUGCUGUCGGCUACAGCCCUGGUGACCACGGAGACAUUCUUGUCAAAUCGUGUUAAAAUAGGCUGGUGUAUUAAGGAAAAUAUGUAUUCCUAGUAAACAUAAGGGAACUGUCGCCACCAUUCAUAAAGUGUUGUAAGGUGGUAAGAAUUUUUACAGCCAAAGCUGAAGUCCACGUUCACAGUGUAUAAUCCUUUGUAUCUCAGGACAAAUCACAUAGAUUUUUUUUUCCUUUUCUCUGAUUAUACAAUAAAACAAAGCACCCGGGCUCUUAGUUAUAAUGUUAACAGUUACUCAGAAUCCUGAAAACUGCUGUGGCACUGCUCGAAUACACUGCCCCACCCUCCACAGUGGGAUUCAUUUCACUCCUUGGUCAGGGCCUUUGGGGGCAUGGGUGCUGGUUGUGCGGAUGCCCGUGUGUCAUUUCAGGGGUCAGUGACAUUCAGAGACGUGGCCAUAGACUUCUCCCAGGAGGAAUGGGAAUGGCUUCAGCCUGCUCAAAGAGAUUUGUACAGACAUGUAAUGUUGGAGAACUUUGGCCACCUGGUCUCAGUGGCAGGUCUUAACAUUUCUAAGCCAGAUGUGGUUUCCUUGUUGGAGCAAGGGAGAGAACCCUGGCUGGGGAAAGGAGACAUGAGCAGAGGUCUGUUUCCAGCUUCAGAGUCAAACGCUGAGAUCAGAGAGUUUUCUCCAGAGAAUGUCCUGUGUGAAGAUGACUCAUCCCGGUGCUUGAUAAUGGACAGGUUUCUAAGCCGAGGCUUGGAGUGUUCCAGUGUUAAAGGAGACUGGAAACGUGAGGGCGAUGCUGAGGUGCUGCAGGGAAAUCAGGGAUGUGUCAGGCAGGUGACAGUUCCCCAUCAAGAAGCCCUGUCUCAUCACAUGCGUGUUGGUACUGUGGAGAGACCCUAUGGCUGCCAGGAAUGUGGGAAAACUUUCAGUCGGCGCUUUUCCCUUGUGCUACAUCAGAGAACUCAUACUGGAGAGAAACCAUAUGUGUGUAAGGAGUGUGGCAAAACCUUUAGCCAGAUCUCAAACCUUGUGAAACAUCAGAUGAUCCAUACUGGAAAGAAGCCCCAUGAGUGUAAAGACUGCAGUAAAACAUUCAGUUACCUUUCAUUCCUCAUCGAACACCAGAGAACACACACUGGGGAGAAACCGUAUGAAUGUACCGAGUGUGGGAAGGCCUUCAGCCGCGCCUCAAACCUCACUCGACAUCAGAGAAUUCACAUGGGAAAGAAGCAGUAUGUGUGUAGGAAAUGUGGGAAGGCCUUCAGCAGCGGCUCUGAGCUCAUUCGCCAUCAGAUCACACACACGGGGGAGAAGCCGUACGAAUGCAUCGAGUGUGGGAAGGCGUUUCGUCGUUCCUCGCACCUCACCCGACAUCAGAGUGUCCACGCCUCCAAAACCCCCUAUGAAUGUGGUGAAUGCAGCAAAGCCUUCCGCUGCCACUCGUUCCUCAUCAAACACCAGAGGAUUCACGCCGGAGAAAAGCUCUUCGAGUGUGACGAGUGUGGUAAAGUUUUCACGUGGCAUGCGUCCCUUGCGCAGCAUAUGAAGAUCCACACUGGAGAGAAACCCUAUGCGUGUGCUGAGUGUGACAAAACCUUUAGCCGGAGCUUCUCCCUCAUCCUACACCAGAUAACUCACACUGGGGAGAAACCCUACGUAUGUCAGGUCUGCAGUAAAUCCUUCAGCUGGAGCUCAAACCUUGCCAAACACCAGAGAACACAUACUCUAGAGAACCCCUAUGAAUACGAAAACUCAUUUAACUACCACUCAUUCCUUACUGAACGCCAGGGAAUUCACACUAUAGAGAAAACCUAAGAAUGUAUGGAUUAAGAAAAAAAAAGCAGCUAAUGCCUUACUCUGACUUCAGAGACCUCUUGGGAAGAAGCCUUAUGUUAAUGUGUUGAAUGGGACGAAACGUGGCCUGUAAUUUAUUCAACAUCCUGGAGAAAAACUCCAGGAAUAUGUGGGAAAGCCAUUAAUAGCUGCUUAUUCUUUUUGUAAUACCAGAAGACGAAAUCAGUCAACAUUGAGAAGACUCUUCCUUUGGUAGGAUUCCUUUAAUCUACAUUUGUGAAUUCCUACCAGGAAAGGAUACAUGUCUAGUAAAUGGGAGAAAGCUCUUAGAGACGAGGUCUUGUUCUGCUCAAGCAGGAUAGAACGCAUGGGUACAAGUGUAUUUUUUCCUAGACAUCAAAAAGCUCGUAACAAAGGAAUGUCAUACAGUCAUUUGGGAAUGCCUUUGUGUACCACGCAGUGUUUAUUAAAUUUUUACAUACUCUUCUAAGAAAAAGCAACCCUAUAAAUGAACUUAACACAGGGCGAUCUUCUGCAGUAUUUCAGAUGUAUAGAAUCAUACUAGUUGAAAACUUCUGUUACAGUGAAUGUGGCAAAGCUUACAGUUCUGAGAAGUUGAAGUGGAGAGAAUCGGUGUGGGCAAGUUUUUCUGGGGGGAGGGGCUUUUUUUUUAAGCAAAUUCAGAAAAGCUAUGAAUAAAUCUUUUGAUUUAUAGUAA
Messenger RNA from Camelus dromedarius (Arabian camel), 3549 nucleotides. It is a transcript of the gene ZNF140, whose product is annotated as zinc finger protein 140. The record is from RefSeq and is a predicted model, not a curated record. Gene Ontology annotation, molecular function: RNA polymerase II cis-regulatory region sequence-specific DNA binding; DNA-binding transcription factor activity, RNA polymerase II-specific. The transcript has 3 exons. NCBI's taxonomy places the organism in Eukaryota, Metazoa, Chordata, Mammalia, Artiodactyla, Camelidae. Bases 1419 to 2852 code for a protein of 477 amino acids. Gene Ontology annotation, biological process: regulation of transcription by RNA polymerase II. Gene Ontology annotation, cellular component: nucleus.